UAGACGAGGAUCGGAAUCAAAGAGUUAAGAAAAGCGAAUCUUUGUGUUACUUAGACAACGAUGUACGGCGAGUGGACAUCGCGUAAAUAUCAGACUUAAUUAGAUCACAUGUGCGUCGUUAGUAAUAUACGUAAUGAAGUAACCUCAGUCGUAGACAUACGGAAAUGUUAUUUUAAGUGAUACGUCUUCUGGGUUGAAGCCGUGGAGUAUUUUACAUGUUUGCAAACGUUUCGGAUGAAUGUUCCUCCAGAACGUUGGCAACCAACUACAAGUUUAGUCACGUCACAACCCAAAAGACCACACCAUAGACAUUCACGUGAUGGAAACCUCAUAUCUCACAUUUUGACUCAAGUUUGUUCAUUAAAAUCGUGAUGGGACUAUUUCUACCGUCCGUAAAAUUAAAUAAUUUUGAUAAUAACGAUUAUUGACAAAAUAUACGGACAGGCAGUUUAUAGACACCCAGUGAUGACCAUACAUCCAUAACAACGUUGCGUGCAGUGGAUAGUUCUAACAGCCUUGUGUUAUAGAGACGUUUGUGACCCAGUCUAAAGGGUGGUUAUUCUGGAAUCAUUUCGAUUCACAUCCUUUCGAAAUCGCAAGCAUUAUCAUCGAAGCACCGACCUCGAAACUAACUGCAAAGUACGCCAGGCUUAUAAAUCGAAAGGGAACAAUUCGUUCCGCUACGUGGAAAUGUCUGCAAGAUUUAGAAUAACCCUCACAACGAGAAGUCUGUGCCGUCUGUGAGCAGCCAGCUUGCCAUUCCGUUCACAAUAUUUACUUGAAGCAUCAUUGCAUUUAUCAUUCUUCAGAAUCAUCAGAUGACGUCAGCUUCGUACAUGUGAUUCCGUGUGCUUGUGUUGGGAGGUUGUGAGAACAAGAAACACGGAACUGAUGCUUCCACGCCUCUAUUCAUCCUGUCCAAAAUAGAAUAUACAUGUAACAACAGGGCAGUUCAUUCACGGGGAUGAAUGUUGGUGUGACGAAGCCAUCAGAGUUCAUUGUAACCUUUGAGUGGAUCAGUGGGCGGGCCAGAUGGAAGCUAGUGAUGGAGCUGCCGAAAUACUAGUACAGCUGAUUUCUCCGGAGAAUCUGCCUGUCUGCGAGUGCCUUCAUGAUGAAGAACAGAGGGGACUGAGGUCCAGGAAGCUGUCGUCUGCCGAGGGACAGAAGUCGCUGUUACCGUUUCUUCGAUCCUGGCAACCUCCGUACUUCAUAUUCCUCGUCAGCAUCUUAGAGGUCGGAGUGUUCGUGUGGGGAGGUGAGGAGACGCAGAGGGCCCUCGUGUACGAUCCUUAUCACAGGGAACAGGUAUGGAGGUUCCUUACAUACAUGCUACUGCACUCGAACACUCUCCACCUGGCGCUCAACGUCGCCAUCCAAUGUCUUCUGGCGGUCCCUCUCGAACACGAACAAGGACACCUGAGGACCAGCCUCGUCUACCUCGGGGGUGUGCUUGGAGGGUCGCUUGGCACUUCAAUGCUGGAGCCUGAGCUUAAAGUGGUCGGCGCGUCUGGUGGAGUGUACGCACUGCUCAUUUCGCAGCUCGCCAACAUUUUGCUCAACUUCGGGGCCCUGCCAUACAAGCUCCAUCGAGCCGUAGUUGUUGCGGUGCUGGCAUUGGCGGACAUCGCCGCGUCGCUGUACCACUACUUCUUGCUGGGUAACGUCUGUCCCCGCAUCAGCUGGGCAGCGCACUCCAGCGGAGCUCUGGCAGGAUUCCUGCUUGGGCUGGUCCUGUUCAAGGGCUCCAAGAAACCGGGCCCUACGGCGGCCCACGAGGAGGAGGAGGACACCUUCGGCUGGACGCGAGUCGCCGUGUGGGUCGCAGCCACGAUGCUAGGAGCAGCAGUCUCCGCUGCGGUCAUCUGCAACGCGCUACUCACCCCAACGCAACAAACAACAGACUGAAGGAUAUCGCGUCUGUGGGGAAAGCAAUACACAGAAUCGCACUCGUAAGCUGACGACCGAGAGGUAACAAGAUUUAAAAUGUAAUAAGGAGGAACAUGGAAGAAGAAGAAGAAGAAAAGUCCUCUUUAUUUCAUGCAUGUAUUUGAUAUUAUAAUAGUUAAAUAAUAAAAAUGUAUAAGCAUUUUGCGGUUAAGGACGAACUCUUAGAUCUGACGCGGACACGAGUUUUCGUACUACGGUCAUUUUAAGCCAAUCAUGUUUUAGCAGUAAAAUAAGACGAUUAUUAUGAUGGAACAGUGAUACCUUAUGACGGAAGUAACGGAAGAAAAUGCCGCAUAAUUGUUUAUGCCGGACGUAAAAGCAACCGACAAUUCUUAGGUUGGUUAAUUCCCAAGAGCAGAGAUCAGAUUUAAAUAAAAAAUUUGGUUUUGGGCGUUUUAAAACUACGCAGAAGAUAACUGAUUACUCGACACAGCUGGUCACUAUUAAAAUAUAAAUUGGGUAAUAUCUCAGAUUUCGUUCACAGACCGUACGGUUCAAGUACUACUUGCUGGAUACAUUUCCGAGCUGGCGACAAAGUGGGGGAAAUUUAUUUGUAUUUGCCGUAAUAGAUUUGUGCUAGCUACGAAUAAAUUUCAGGACUGAAAAAAAAAAAAUCUGGAUUGGAGUACGCCUUUCUCGUCACGUUAUUUUAUAAUAAGGAUCGUGUCUGUAAAAAAAAAAUAAGAAGUAAAAGUUGUCAAGGUAAUUUUUUAAAAUCUUGACAAUAGCCUUGUAUUAACACACUGCCAACCUACAUAACAUAAACAUGAAAUAUUAUAAGGUUUAUAAUAGCAAUACCACCACCACCACCAAAAAUCUUUUGUAAUUUUCCACGACUGUUACAUUACAUCUUCCAUUAUACAUACGUGGUAGUUGCGUGUGAUGCGUAUGAAUCCGGUGACGUGCGACAGCCCACGAAAUCCAUAUACGUUGUACAUAGUUUCAUUAAAACCUCAGUGAUAAAGAUAAAGUUCGAUCCAAGCUCAUGCGGUCCAAAUCUUACAAGUUUGUAAUUAUUUAAAAUUUAAGAAAAAAUAUUAAUAUGUGAGCGAAGCAUACAAAAUUUUUCUCUAAAUUUUACAAUUCCAAACCUGCGAAGUGAACGUCACACGAAUUAAACAGAUUCAUCUGUAUCUAAGAUGACAGUCCCAGUUACGAGCAUCUUUCGUAAUUAAUUACCAUUUCUGUUCUGUGUUUACUUUGUGCUGUGGGGAGUGUAAAUCAGGCACCUCUAGUUAGAAACUUUCCGUUAGCGCUCGUCGUCGACCGUACAAAGUGAAGAACAGACUGAUUUACAGAUCCAGAAGAAUCCAGUAGACAUAGAAGUUACGUGAGCGACGGAGAAGUGUGAUUUGUGUUUGAUGAAACGUAGGAGUGAGAACGUGAUAAUACUGGAAAUACGGGAGACAUGAACGCUCUCCGACACACCUGGGCGCGGCGAUGUUAUCCUUCCAGAUUCAAUUUGAAAUAUGUAUUACUUUGAUAUGAUCUAUGAAUAACAGGACAUUUAAAAUUGACAUAAAAUUGAUAUUCGGCUAUCACGAAUUAAAAAAUAACUCUAGACCCGGAAACACCUUCAGUAGUCACAAAAAGAAAAUUUGUUUUGGCCGCACUUGUACGGAUUACAAAACUAAUACAGAAAUUGUAGGAGUUGAAAAUAGUUGCAGUAUUAGAAAUAAAAUAGAAAAUAAUAAAACAAAAAAUUGUUUGAACAUAUAGAUCGAAUGGCAAGAAGCGGGCUACCCAAAAUUUUAAGAAAUUACGUACCAAAAGUUAGAAGAAGAAGAAGUUGGAGAAGACCUCUGAAGAGGCUUUUGGAAAAGUGAAGCCGGAACAGGCCAACAAAUGGCAUUUUCCGGUACCCUUUUACGGGUCCCAAAGUUUUUUUGGUUGGCUCGAUCUAUGGACAUUCGGUAGGACUCCUUGGACGAGGGAUCGGCCCGUCGCAAGGCCACAUCGUUAUUUGUAUUUUCAAUUUAAAAUAAUUAAAAUAUGUUACGAUAAUAACCGCAUACAAUAGACGUGAUCUAAGCAGACGAGUUAUUGUUUAUAUUCAUCGACGCACGAAUAUAAAACUGAAUUGUGCUGAAGAUCUCGGUUUAAUAUAAAACAUUUCUGAACACGUUGAAAACGAUCUGCCAAUGUAUUUCAAUUGUAUGUCGCUUAAAGCGUAGUACUUAAAGUUCUUAAUAAAUUUGUUAUGAGUAACUUA
Zootermopsis nevadensis is the source of this 4162-nucleotide messenger RNA. RefSeq names its product rhomboid-related protein 1-like. Gene Ontology annotation, cellular component: membrane. The record is from RefSeq and is a predicted model, not a curated record. NCBI's taxonomy places the organism in Eukaryota, Metazoa, Arthropoda, Insecta, Blattodea, Termopsidae. Gene Ontology annotation, molecular function: serine-type endopeptidase activity.